Messenger RNA from Erigeron canadensis, 457 nucleotides. RefSeq lists its product as uncharacterized. The coding region runs from base 23 to 457 and encodes 144 amino acids. The record is from RefSeq and is a predicted model, not a curated record. The transcript has 3 exons. Lineage: Eukaryota; Viridiplantae; Streptophyta; Magnoliopsida; Asterales; Asteraceae.
GCAUUAUUUUUGAGGAAAGAUAAUGGAUGAAGGUUCAACGAAAAGAAAAAGGAAGAAGAGAGGGAGAAGUUUGAUUUUUAAAGCAUGUUUUCGUACACCUAGUAAUCCAUCAACCGGGAAGAUUUUGGCUUCCGAUGACAACUUGGUCUAUUGCGACGUUAGCAACAAUUGUAGCGUCGAACCAGAAAUCAAGAAGUCGUCUUCUUCUCGUGGUCGGAUAUCUCGUAUAUUCAAGGCCGUUUUGUUUGAUACCGCAGUAAAAAAGAGGAUAGGUAGCAAAAAACAUUCAAAAGAUUUAGCGGAUUCUACUACCUCAUCACCUGGAUUAGAAGAGAAACCAGUAAAUAUUGACAAUAUAUUCGAUGAGAAUAAUUCGACGGUUGUUAAAAAUUUGGAGGAAAAGAAUUCUUUAAACGAUAGUUCGAACGCUUUAGCCCCUCCAGAUGGGCUACUUUAG